GCAGGCCUGGAAUGCUGCCAGCACCCACCUGGGCUGCCCAGUGAGUGUGAGCUGAAGACAUGCCAGAACAGCACCAGGCUCAGGCCACCCACUUAAAACAUACAACCCGUGCUGCUUGUCAGGUACUACCUGGGCGCCAGGCCAUGUGCUGGGCACUGGGCACAGGUCCCAGAGUGGACAGAGGCCACCCUCCCUUCUGAGUCCCCGCGGCACCCUGACCCAGCCCUGUUCUUAUCGGGGCCCGCGGCGGCACCUGGCACUCCUCCCCGGCAACCUCGGCGCCCAAAGCCAGGGCUCUCUGUGUGCCCAGGUCACUCCAUGUCCUGGCGCAGAAAGGCACACUUGGUAAAUAUUGGCUGAGCGAGGCGGAUGUGCCGGAGCAGGCAGCUGGCAGUGCCCUCUCAGCGGGGAGAGAGGGACGCCUUAGAGAGGGGGGCUGUGUUUCGCAAGGUGGUCACAGGCGGGAGGCUCGGGGGCAGGUGACGCCGUGAGAAGGUGACUUUCCAGGAGCGGGAGAGGGAACAGCAAGGGUGAACAGCAAGGCCAGCCUGAGGCAGGAGCAGCAAGAAGGGUGAGCGGGGAGGGAGACGGGAGAUGUCACAGGGCAGCACCAGCUUAGAUAUUAAAAAAAAAAAAAAAAAAAGUUGAUUUUUAUCUACUCAAAAGGCAGAGUAACAGAGACAGAGACAGACAGAGGUCUCCCAUCUGCUGGUUCACUCCCCAGGAGCCUGGAACUCCAUCCUGGUCUCCCAAGUUGGUGGCAGGGAUCCAAGGGCUCAGGCCGUCCGCUGCCUCCUUCCCAGGUGCAUUAGCAGGGAGCUGGAUCAGAAAAGGCAACCUACGCUCUGGGACAUAGAAUGUGGGCGUGUCCUGCAGUGGCUUAACCCCAUGCCACGCCUCCAGCUCUCACUGGGACUGUGGGAGGAGCCACUCUCGCUGUGGGGGGUGGGGGCUGUGAGGCCGAGGCCACGUGGAGAGGUCCCAUGAGCAGCACUUGCUUGUUGGUGUGGGUGGAGCAGCAGGCUCUAGGGGCUGUGGGGUGGUAGAAGUUAGGGGUGGAGGACAAGAGGGUGUCCCUUCCCCCUUGGCCUGCCAGGCCAGCCAGGGGAGUAGGCCUCGGCCGGCUAUCCUCCUCCAGCCCCCUGCCCACCCAGGCUAGGGCCGAGCUGCCUUGUGCUGGAACUGCUGGCUCAGCCAGUCCUGCCUGCUCCUGGGGGAGGGGCGUUUGCCUGUUGCCAGGCGCCCAGGUUCCGGCCACUGGGCACUGGCCGCAGCCAUGCUGCCCGCGCUGUCCUCGCUGCUGUCGCUGCUCCUGCUGACAAUGCCUGCUCCCUGCCGUUCCUGGACCCGGCCCCUCUGGUACCAGGUCGGGCUGGACCUGCAGCCCUGGGGGUGCCAGCCAAACAACCUGGAGGCCUGCGGGCGCAGCCUGGGCUGUCCUGGCUACUGGCUGGGCCUGGGAGGAAAGAGUAUCUACCCCGUGGCUGGCGUCACGAUCACCACCACCAUGAUGCUGAUGCUCAGCCGGGUGAUGCUGCACUGGUGGCGUUCUCAGGGCGCUAAGGGUGAGGAUCCGCAGGUGACUGUUGGCCCCUGUGGGCCCUGGAAACAGCGGCCCGUGGUCUCAGACCGCGCCAUCGUCCGUGGGGUCCUGCACAUGCUGGAUGCCCUCCUGGUCCACAUCGAGGGCCACCUGCAGUGUCUGGCCACCCAGAAGCAAAUCCAAAUAAAGGAGACUCCCACCCAGCUUGGGUGAUCCGGCA
Messenger RNA from Oryctolagus cuniculus (rabbit), 1763 nucleotides. It is a transcript of the gene TMEM89, whose product is annotated as transmembrane protein 89. NCBI's taxonomy places the organism in Eukaryota, Metazoa, Chordata, Mammalia, Lagomorpha, Leporidae. The record is from RefSeq and is a predicted model, not a curated record.